Messenger RNA from Opisthorchis viverrini, 2181 nucleotides. RefSeq lists its product as hypothetical. The transcript is spliced from 6 exons. The coding region runs from base 1 to 2181 and encodes 726 amino acids. Gene Ontology annotation, molecular function: cysteine-type endopeptidase activity. The record is from RefSeq and is a predicted model, not a curated record. Gene Ontology annotation, cellular component: lysosome. NCBI's taxonomy places the organism in Eukaryota, Metazoa, Platyhelminthes, Trematoda, Opisthorchiida, Opisthorchiidae.
AUGGCGUUUUCGUUUGUUCACGUUGUCUGCCUUACAUCCUGCCUCAUAGUAAACAAUUUAGCAAAUGUCUAUCAGUGGGACGUGCUUCUCAAGGCAACCACUAAGAUGGAGCUUGAAGCAAACAGCAACAAACUUCGGUGUAUCGAAUCUUUGGGUGAACACUUGAACUAUACCAUUCAUAUUGCUUGGGAACAGUUCAAACAUGAGUUCGACCGCGUCUACUCAGAUGCAGAGGAAAGCUCGAAGCGCUUAAACGUAUUUUGCGAAACUUUCCUUUACGUAAGGAGACACAAUAAGGCAUACGAAGAGGGUGAAGUAUCGUUCAAAUUGGGAAUCAAUCAGUUUGCUGAUAGGGUAACGUUAAUUAGUAUGCCAUUAUUGUAUACCAACGAGGAGACGCGGCAUGCUUGUGGUGGCGAAACUGUUUCUCCAAAUAGCACGGAGUAUGUAUCUGUGUUUCGGAAGAUUUCAGCAGUUCCACCAAGGUCGAGAGAUUGGCGUAUCAAUGGCGCCGUCACACCAAUCAGAGCUCAAGGGUCGUGUGGUUCAUGCUGGGCCUUUGCCGCGGCUGCUGCAAUGGAGUCACACCACUUUUUGCACCGCAGAGUGCUUUACACACUGUCACCGCAACAGCUGAUUGACUGUAGCUUGACGGUUGGUAAUCGCGGAUGUAACGGUGGUAACGCACAGUUGGCCUUCAUAUACGUGCAACGUGGCGGUGGCAUCGAGCGUGAAGUUGACUAUCCUUACGUAUCAGACCGCACACUGCGACCAAAUCCAUUCUGCCGUCUGGAGGCACACAAAGUGGCUGUAAGGGUCAGGGGGGCCGUUGCCUUACCUUUGUAUGAUGAAGAUGCUCUAACACAAGCGGUUGGACUUUUUGGGCCUGUUACAAUCCUGGUGGACGGCAGCCCGCAAGAUUUCGUGAAGUAUAAAUAUGGCAUUUACAACAGUCGCUCGUGUGGGAAUCAAAGGUGGCAAUUGAACCAUGUAAUGGUUGUAGUCGGUUACGCGGAGGAAAAUGGUGUGCCGUACUGGAUCAUUAAAAACAGCUGGGGCAACAAUUGGGGAGAAGGCGGUUAUAUGCGCAUGAGGAAAGGAGUGCUGUCAAAUACCUUCGGAACAUUUCAUGAGGUUUAUGACUGGGAUGUGCUUCUCACGGCAAAAAAGUGGAGCGAUAUUAUUCCCAAAAACAGGCUGAGUUGCAUCGAGUCGUUAAACGAACAUUUGAACUAUACCGUACAUAUUGCAUGGGAGAAAUUCAAAACCGAGUUCAACCGAAACUCCAUCAAUUCUGAGGAACAACUGGAGCGGCUGAAUGCCUUUUGCCAGUCAUUUUUACAGGUUAGAGAAAACAACAUAGCUUACAACGAAGGUAGGGUAACAUUCAAAACCGGGAUCAAUCAAUUCAGUGACUGGCUUUCUAAGGAGCAAGAUCAUAUUUGUGGUGGACUGAUAAACAUUUCAGACAAUUCUGGUGCUAAAUUUAGGCGAAUUGCUUUACCCCCACCACAGUCAAUUGACUGGCGCACAAAAGGGGCUGUCACACCAGUCCGAUUUCAAGGAACUUGUGGUUCAUGUUGGUCGUUUGCCGCUGCAGGUGCUAUAGAAGGGCACUAUUUUAUACAAGAAAGAAUGCUUGUAACGUUGUCUACACAGCAGUUGGUAGAUUGCAGUUGGGACUAUAACAACAGAGGUUGCAAGGGUGGAAGUUCCCUUAAUUCCUUUAGAUAUGUGGAGGAAACUGGUGGUCUUGAACUUGAUCAAGACUAUCCCUACGUUUCGGAUAGGACAAACGAGCCAAAUCCCACUUGCAGGUUUGAUCGAACAAAAUGGAAGGUCCUGGUUUCGGGACAUGUGAUGUUGCCAUCUUUUGAUGAGGAGGCCUUGCUCCAAGCAGUUGGUUUCUUCGGUCCUGUCACGCUAUCGGUAGACACUACUCCAGUAAGCUUCAGAGCUUACCAGUAUGGUAUCUACGACGACCCGGCGUGCGGAACAACCUUACGCGAAGUCGACCAUGCGAUGCUAUUGGUAGGCUACGGCGAGGAAAGAGGAGUGCCCUACUGGCUGAUCAAAAACAGUUGGGGCGAUCAUUGGGGUGAGAAUGGGUAUAUGAGGUUGCGACGCGGGGUAAACAGGUGUGCUGUUGCAGCCUAUUCCGUCUAUCCAUUGGUGCAGUGA